This is a messenger RNA of Poecilia latipinna (sailfin molly), 1719 nucleotides long. It is a transcript of the gene serpina10a, whose product is annotated as serpin peptidase inhibitor, clade A (alpha-1 antiproteinase, antitrypsin), member 10a. Bases 200 to 1384 code for a protein of 394 amino acids. The record is from RefSeq and is a predicted model, not a curated record. The transcript is spliced from 6 exons. NCBI's taxonomy places the organism in Eukaryota, Metazoa, Chordata, Actinopteri, Cyprinodontiformes, Poeciliidae. Gene Ontology annotation, molecular function: serine-type endopeptidase inhibitor activity.
AACAGAAACCUAUCUAGAAACUGCAGGUUGGUUCUGGAGAACCGGACUGGGUCGGCUCUGUUCUGUUUUAUUUUAGCUCUUAUUUUGAAAGAGCGUGGCCGCGCCCCUGAUUUCCGGCCGUGUUGCGGUGGUUGACGCAGCGCGUGAGUUUUCACAGCAGAAAGACCGAAGAUCAAAAGGCGCCGCCGAGCUGCAGACCAUGGCUGCCUUCCUCUUCCUCCACCUGGCCCUCCUCUUCCUCCUGGCGGGGCCCGCGAUCUUGCAGACUCCCGAUCCCGCUGAGCCGGACCUCCUGGACCGGAGCGCAGACUUCGGGGCGCGGUUGUACCGGGCGGUGGCGGGCCGAACCGACGACAACGUCUUGCUGGCUCCGCUCACUGUCUUUGCGGGAAUGCUAGCUCUGCUCAGCGGAACCAGCGGGCCGACCCAGAACCAGCUGCUGCAGGGACUCACCCUGACCGGACUGGACCCCCAGAUUCUGCCAGAUCGGUUCCAGGCCCUGAGGAACGCCGUCCUGCAGCCGGGCCUCAGCCUGCAGCAGGGCGCCGCGCUCUUCCUGGACCAGAGCUUCCAGGCGCCGCCGUCCUUCCAGGAUCUGGUUCAGACCAAAUAUGGCGGACAGACGCAGACCGUGUCCUUCUCCAACCAGGCGAAUGCCCAGGACGUCAUCAACCGCUGGGUCCAGGACCGGACCCAACACCAGAUCCAGAACCUGCUGAGCGCCCUGGACCACCAGACCCAGCUGCUGUUCGUUUCCGCCGCCACCUACCAGAUGCGCUUCAGUCCUCCCUUCAACGCCUCGCUGACUCAAGUUGAGCGUUUCUACGUCGACCGUUAUCAUGUCGCCAUGGUUCCCAUGAUGUUUCGGGCCGACAAGUACUUCCUGGCGUAUGACGGCGGCGUGAAGGCCGGCGUGCUGAAGCUGCCAAUGGCAGAUGGUGCCGCCAUGUUGGCGGUGCUGCCAGACGAAGACGUGGACCUGACCGCUGUGGAGGAGGAAGUGACCUCAGAGAAGAUCCGGGCCUGGGUCCGCCAGCUGAAGAAGACGAAGCUGGAGGUGCAACUUCCUGUCUUCCUGCUGAAGCGCUCCUAUGCCCUGAAAGACGUCUUGCAGGUGCUCGACAUCACGCAGGUGUUCCAAGAUGGCACUGACUUCAGCAGCAUGGGCGGGGCUUCAAGACCCAGCCUCUCUCAGGUGUAUCACGCCUCCGUCAUCUCCAUGGAUGAGAGCAGUGAUGAUGGAGGCUCAGGGGGCGGGGCCACCACCUUCUCCUCGCCGCCGCCACGCCUCACCUUCAACCGGCCCUUCAUCUUCAUCAUCUACCAGCAGGCCAGUGGCAGCCUGCUCCUCAUGGGCCGAGUGGCCAACCCCACAGAGAACUGAGCAAACAACCUCCCCCUUUGAAGCUCCGCCCACCUGUAGAGGCAGGUUGUAGCCUCACUUCCUGUCUAUCUGAAGUGUUAAACAUGAGGGGGAGUCCCCUGAAAGGGCCUCAAGGGACGCCCGAUGGGUCGAGUUAAACAGAUCCAGAACAUUCAAUCCUGUUCCAUUCCUACUAAUCAUCAUCUUGUUUAUUGUAGAGCACUUCCUGUUAGCACUGAGCUAAUGUUGCAUCCUAUUUAUUUUGUUGUUUUCCUGCAUGCUAGCAGCUUUUAGCACUGAGCUAACGCUGAAUGUUUGAUUCCGAUCAUAAACGGUUUUAAUAAAACUGAGUCUCC